CCUAUCAAAACAAGACCGUGAAGCAAUUUGUUGAUUAAAUUAUCAUUAUAUUUCAAUGGUUUGAAGUGAAACCUGCCGAGCGUCUGGAGAAAAGUUGACAGGCUUUGAUUUGCUCAGUUGGGUUGCAUUUGUUGCUCGAGUAUUAUAAUUAGAAAGGUUCUUUCGUUUGAGAAGAUUGGUUUUUUCUCCGUGACCGACCCUUCGCUUCUUGAUAAUUGAACAAGAAUGGCUGAUCAAGAGGAAUCUCCACCUGGAAGCAACACGGAAAUGGUCGAGGAGGGAAUUUGGAUGACCGUAGACGAGAAAUCUACCGAAAUCAAAGAUGACCUCCUCACUAAGGUUCUUCGCGAACCUUACGAAUACAACACGCCGACAAGCAUAUCUGUAUCAGACGAUACAGAAUCACCAACAUCUCACUAUCAUCCCGUAUUUAACGAAAAAGAUUAUCUCAAGAGACGGCAUUCGCACGUCCAUCUCCACACGCCUCUUAAACUGCACUCUCAUCACCAUCACCAUAGCAAGAAAGAAAAAACAAAGAAAGGACCGAAGAAAAAAAAAUCAUCUGACUCCUCUCCACUUCAUGUGGAAAAGAGCAAAACAAAUGAAGAAGACGGUGAGCCUCGUGGCAUACAUGUUGAAACUCCCAAAGCAGUUAAAGAGGAAGCAUCCUCGAUCUCGGAAGAUAAAGUUAAACUGAACAUUGUGGAUCAAACAAUAUGUGUGUUGCCUGAAAUUGGCGAGGAGGAGGUUCUUGCUACACCUCCUAAACAGGGAUGGCUAUCUCAGCUUGCAGAUGUACCAGACAUUGUCAUUGCAUCAGAGAAAGAGAUGGCCCCUGUAUCAGAUUCACCAAAAGAACAAAAGCCACUUCGACAUCAACACAAGCAUUCGGAGGAGGGUGAUAAAGCUCUUGGUAUACCUUUAGGCAAAUCUGGUCGACAUCACAAACAUCGGCAUAGGCGUAAAUCGGAGCUACAGGAACGGCGUAGGCCAGGUGUUGCCACCAUAAAGCAGGAUAACGAAUCUAUUCAGGAGGCAGUUUUGGCAGAUGCAAGUGCUUUGGAUCAGAAGGAUAUGGAUGACAUGAAAUUUCAUCGAUUUCAAGACCUGAAGGGAGUCCAUCGUCGACCCCUGAGGCUGCGUCGCUCCGGGAUGACGACACAUUUCAGUAAUCAAGAUCUUUCCGCCAGUCUUCGAAGUCUUGUCAGCCACAUCAAAACACCUCCAAGGAAGAAGGUCUACGACCACAAACCGCACGAGAAUUUUGUGGAGUUGGAAGAGCUGACGACGACCGGGCAACAAACAGAAUGGAAGGAGAAAGCGAGAUGGAUCAAGUUUGAAGAGGAUGUCGAAGAGUCACAGCGUUGGGGAAAACCUCAUAUUCCUUCGUUGUCUUUUCACAGUUUACUUGAAUUAAGACGCGGCCUUGAAACAGGUGCCGUAUUGCUUGAUCUGGAGCAGUUUGAUUUAUCGAACAUCGCCGAAGCUGUGAUUGACGAAAUGGUAAUAACGGAUCAAUUACCGAGAGCUCAAAGUUUUAAAGUGCUUUCGGCUCUCCUUUCAAAACACAGACAUCAACAUCAAAUGAACAACGGUCUGCCGCGACGAAACUCUAGUGCUAAUCUUGCCGCAUUUUUCGGCGUAGAAAGCAAGGCAACGCCGUUAAAAGCGAGCGAAACAGAGCUUUCAGAUGGGACGGGAGAGAGUGUAGGUUUAGAAAUGAAAGAAAACAAUAUGAAAAAUGGGGCAUCGUGGCAUAGAAAUGAAAGUGAUGCAUCUAGUCAAACGCCGAUUUUAAAGGAAUCCAACUUUGAAUAUUUGGACAAGACUGAAAAGCGUGUUGGCGUUUCGUUUGCACCUGAACCAGUUGUUGGGGAUGGUUCCACUUCAGAACUCAAUACGAAUUCGGAUAUUCGUGGCCGAAUACCUUCUGAUGCUGAAGCCACAGCUGUGCUUGUGGGUACAAUGGAUGAAUUGGAUAAACCGGCAAUGGCGUUCGUCAGACUUGCUAAAGGUUGUCAUCUUGGUAAUUUGACUGAGGUCCCACUACCUGUGCGUUUCAUUUUUGUGCUGGUUGGUCCCGCGCGCCAUGACAGUCAAUAUCACGAAAUUGGACGCAGCAUCGCCACACUAAUGUCGGAUGACAUAUUCCAUAGCUUGGCGUAUCAGGCAGAGAAAAAAGAGGACCUUCUGUCUGCCAUUAAUCAGUUUUUGUCUGACAGUAUUGUGCUUGCCCCGGGAGAUUGGGACGAGCGUGUUUUGUUGCCUCUUCUCGAGGGACACAGCCGAGAGGUGAUGAAGAAACGACGCAAGGCUGCUGCUCAAACCGUUCCCGACAGCAGCGAUGAUCCUUUGAAGAGGAUCGGAAAGCCGUUCGCAGGUCUUGUGAACGACGUGAAGAGGAAAUAUCCACAUUACAAAAGUGACUUCAUCGAUGGCUUUAAAAACUUCAAAUGUUUUGUCACUUUCAUAUUUGUGUAUUUUGCAACGAUUGCCCCUUGCGUCACGUACGGUGGUCUUCUUAGCAAGAAGACAGAAGGAUGGCUGGGUCUCUCCGAAUCCAUCAUGGCUACGGCCUUGGGGGGGAUUCUGUUUGGCUUCUUUAGUGGUCAACCAUUAAUGAUUGUUGGUGUAACUGGUCCUGUCCUCCUUUUCGAGGAAAAUAUUUAUUCCCUUUGUAAGGACUUCGAUUUGGACUUCUUGGCAUGGCGUGUUUGGAUUGGAUUGUGGAUAGUUGUUAUCUGCACUUUAGUCGUCGCUUUCGAUGGCUGUUUUAUGGUUCGAUAUUUUACUCGAUUUACUGAAGAAAUUUUCGCCUGUCUUAUUUCGUUCAUUUUCGUCUACGAAGCGUUCAAGUUUUUAUACGAGACUUUCGUUGAUAAUCCAUUAACUCGAACUCCACAUAAGUAUGAAAAUGGUAAUGCAACUGUUCCGAAAAAUUCCGAGAAAAAGAAGGACCUUUAUCCACGCGACGAACCCAACACAGCCUUGCUUACAACGAUAUUACUGUUCGGCACAGUAAUUCUAACUGUUCGACUACGCAAAUUUCGACACAGUCAUUUCUUUGGUAGGAAGGGUCGGCGAACGGUUAGCGAUUUUGGUAUGGCCAUCUCAAUAAUUGCUAUGACUAUUCUGGAUUAUUCUAUUAAAGACGUAAGAACGAGAAAGAUGCCCGAACUUUCAAGUCUAAAGCCUACCUUACACGAGAAACGGGGAUGGUUAGUUGAUCCUUUGGGUGUUAAUGCCCUCUAUAUGGUUGCUGCUGCAAUCCCGGCAAUCUUUGUGAGCAUUCUUCUGUUCAUGGAGACCGAAUUGACCGCAAUCGUCCUCAAUAGAAAGGAGAACAACCUGCGAAAAGGCGCCGGCUACAACCUCGACCUGUUGGUUGUGGGUCUGGUUUGCGGCUUAUGCUCCUUCAUGGGACUACCAUGGAUAUGUGUGGGCCCUGUUCGCUCUGUCUCCCAUAAAAAUGCUCUGACUGUCAUGUCUACCACGCAUGCGCCUGGCGAGCGGCCUUAUGUCGUCAAGGUGAUAGAACAACGGGUGACAAAUAUAUUCAUACAUCUAUUCAUAGGAUUCUCCGUCCUUCUUGCUCCUGCUCUUCAAGCCAUUCCAAUCGCCGUGUUAUUUGGAGUAUUUGUCUAUCUUGGAACAAUGUCGUUGUCUGGAAAUCAGUUGGUCAUUCGAUCUAUAAUGCUUUUCAUGCCACCAAAACAUUAUCCGGAUUUCAGUUUUGUACGAAAGGUGAAAGGGAGAAAGAUUCAUCUGUUUACAAUUAUUCAGCUCAUACUGCUGAUGGUUCUGAUUGCGACGAAAAUGACGGACAUUGCGCCCGUGUUUCCGUUUCUCGUUAUUUGCUUGGUGCCCAUCCGAAAUCAGCUUGUCAAAAUGUUCAAUGAGAAAGAAUUGAGCGAGCUUGAUAAUGAAGAGUCUGUACUUUACGAAGAUGAUCUUGACGAGUACAAUAUGAUUCAUGUUCCUAUCUAAUGCGAGAAUCAUUGUGGAUACAUUUUGUACGAAGAGUGCACUGGCCAAGCAUGUCCUAAUGGUUGAGACAGGAAUACAUUGUGUGAAUAAACGAGGAACUGAAGGGAUUGGCAGGUUUUCUGAUCUUGCAGGCAAGUCAUGUUUAUUCCUAGUUGUAUCCGUCCGACAAUCAUUCUCCGUUGAAUGCAUUCCAUACAUCGUACUUAUUUACUAUUAGUAUGUACAUGCCCUUAUCAAAUUAUUAAUUACCUAUUUUGUACCCAUAGAAAUCACUGUAAAUCAAUUUAAGUCCAUAUAUAUGUACAGUUUUGUAGACGUUCAACACUAUCAUUUAAAUGUUUGUAUAUAUUUUCAAUGCAUACCUUAACCUCUUGUUAAUGGCAAAUCAAACUUGAGCAAUCAUCAACCUCAUUUUCCUAAUAUUUUUCUACAAGAUGUGACGUAUAGUUUGCAUAAAAUUUCAAAAGUGUGUUUACAAAUAUAAAUAUAUAUAUAUAUCAUAUACCUUGAUAUGACAUGAA
Molecule: messenger RNA, 4508 nt
Organism: Xenia sp. Carnegie-2017
Lineage: Eukaryota; Metazoa; Cnidaria; Anthozoa; Malacalcyonacea; Xeniidae
Product: anion exchange protein 3-like
Exons: 15
Coding region: 226-3987 (1253 amino acids)
Biological process (GO): bicarbonate transport; monoatomic anion transport; transmembrane transport
Cellular component (GO): plasma membrane
Molecular function (GO): solute:inorganic anion antiporter activity; monoatomic anion transmembrane transporter activity
Source: RefSeq, a predicted model, not a curated record